Molecule: messenger RNA, 5318 nt
Organism: Hippoglossus stenolepis (Pacific halibut)
Lineage: Eukaryota; Metazoa; Chordata; Actinopteri; Pleuronectiformes; Pleuronectidae
Gene: ddx6
Product: DEAD (Asp-Glu-Ala-Asp) box helicase 6
Exons: 14
Coding region: 547-2001 (484 amino acids)
Biological process (GO): P-body assembly; cytoplasmic stress granule assembly
Cellular component (GO): P-body; cytoplasmic stress granule
Molecular function (GO): ATP binding; mRNA binding; RNA helicase activity
Source: RefSeq, a predicted model, not a curated record
GGGGGGCGGAUUCAAAUACGGGUGGAAGCCAUCUUGAUCCGGCUGGUGGACGUGAGUUUCUCGCAGUCGGCUCCAAAUCGAUGUCACUUUUCUCUCCCGCGAACAGAACUCGUGUCGAAUCUGAAGGGUUGGUAGAAGCGGAGUAAGGACGCGGCGGCUCGGGGGGGAAGCUGAAUCGGAUGUGGCUAGCUGAGCAGUCGGCUAACGUUUGACAGAUAGUUGAGUCCUCCUGGUGUUUUUCCCCAUCUAUGCUAAACUCUUAUCUUCUAAAAGGAACCGAUGCCCCGGGGGGUCCUCUCAACAACUGGAGGGAGGAUCGUGGUUCUUGACUCUCGGUGACAGACACACAAACAAACAUCACUGAGGAAACCUGCUGAGACCGAAGAUUUUUGGACACUUUAACCAGUACAGAUAAUAAUCACAAGUCUCAAGAGAGGACGGACACAUCUUUGAGUUUUCCUGCGGGGUCCCAGGGGAGCGGACUCGCCAAUCCAGAGACUGCUUGAAGAGGUUUUUCGUUUGCUACUGGAGCAGAAAACGGCAAACAUGAGCACGGCCAGGACGGAGAACCCGAUGAUUCUGGGCUUGUCGAACCAGAACGGGCAGCUCAGGGGCUCGGUGAAACCGGCUGGAGCCCCGGGCGGAGGUGGAGGAGGCCCCCAGCUGCAGCAGCUGCAGCUAAACCAGGUGAAAGGCACAAUCAACAAUGGCAGCUCCCAGUCGGCCCCGACGACAAACGCUGUCAUCAAGCCUGGAGAUGACUGGAAGAAGAAUUUGAAAUUGCCCCCAAGAGACACGAGGAUGAAAACUUCGGAUGUGACUGCAACAAAAGGUAACGAGUUUGAAGAUUACUGCCUCAAGAGGGAGCUGCUCAUGGGAAUCUUCGAGAUGGGCUGGGAAAAGCCAUCUCCAAUUCAGGAGGAAAGCAUUCCCAUUGCACUGUCAGGAAGGGAUAUUUUGGCCAGAGCCAAGAAUGGCACAGGGAAGAGUGGAGCCUACCUCAUUCCCUUACUUGAACGCAUUGACCUGAAGAGGGACCACAUACAAGCUGUGGUCAUAGUGCCCACCAGAGAACUGGCUCUGCAAGUCAGCCAAAUAUGUAUCCAGGUCAGCAAACGUAUGGGCGGAGUGAAGGUGAUGGCAACCACAGGUGGAACCAACUUGCGCGACGACAUUUUGAGACUCGAUGAAACAGUACAUGUGAUCAUUGCGACUCCCGGGAGGAUUUUAGACCUCAUCAAGAAAGGAGUGGCCAAAGUCAAUCAAGUGCAGAUGAUAGUUCUGGAUGAAGCUGACAAACUCUUGUCUCAGGACUUUAUGGCCAUGAUGGAGGAGAUUCUGGGCUUCCUGUCCAAACAGAGGCAGAUUCUUCUUUAUUCUGCAACCUUCCCUCUCAGUGUGCAGAAGUUUAUGAAUGCCUACUUGCAGAAACCUUAUGAGAUCAACCUAAUGGAGGAGCUGACACUGAAGGGUGUGACUCAGUAUUACGCUUAUGUAACUGAAAGGCAAAAAGUCCACUGCCUUAACACCUUGUUCUCCAGGCUCCAGAUCAACCAGUCUAUAAUCUUCUGCAACUCCUCUCAGAGAGUGGAGCUCCUUGCCAAGAAGAUCUCCCAGCUCGGUUAUUCAUGUUUCUACAUUCAUGCCAAGAUGCGACAGGAGCACCGCAACCGUGUGUUCCACGACUUCAGAAACGGCCUGUGUCGGAAUCUUGUCUGCACUGACCUCUUCACAAGAGGAAUUGACAUUCAAGCUGUGAAUGUUGUGAUCAAUUUUGACUUUCCCAAGCUGGGAGAAACGUACCUUCAUCGCAUUGGUAGAUCUGGCCGCUUUGGACACUUGGGUCUCGCCAUCAACCUCAUCACUUACGAUGAUCGCUUCAACCUGAAAGGGAUCGAGGAGCAGCUCGGAACAGAGAUCAAGCCCAUCCCUGGCAUCAUCGACAAGAGCUUAUACGUGGCAGAGUACCACAGCGAGAGUGGCGAAGAAGUCAAGCCAUGAGCCAAUCAGUCCAUCCCCCCUUCCCCUGCAUACCUUUUUCACCCCCCAGCCAACCCCACGCCCCAUCUUGGAGUGUUUUUUUUUUUUCAUUCUUUUUAUGUACAGUUUUUGUCUGUCUUCCUUUUUGGAUGCCACCAUAAGGAAUGUGUAUUUUGCUGGAAGCCUUUCAGAGGAACUCAUUUGCCUUUUCGUAGGGCGUAAGUGCUGCACCCACCACAUCUGAAGACGUGAGCAGCGCGGAGGAAAGCACGGGACAAAGUUGAAAAUAUAUCGAUGCACAUCGUGAAGAUUCAUAUCCACCACAAAGCCAGCACCGACAGACCCCCCCUCCCCCCUCUAAAAAACCGACUCCCUCCCAUUCUCCACUUUUAAUUUAGGAAGUUUUAAACAAUUUGUAUCAAGUGCCUUAACAAGCAGUUCAAGUCGUUCUAAAGUAAUAACUCUUCAUAGUCCUCCAUCUUGCUCACUUCAUACCACACUUCGCCCAAUUGACAAGUCGUCACACUAAUGUCUGACCACACAGAUGAAAGCGUCAAAUGUUUUUUCGUUGGUUCAUCCGUUUGCAAGGAAUGGAAAAACUUCUGAGGGGAGCCUGGUCUGAAUGGUCUCUCUGUUGGCUUGGCUGCACUUGAGUCUGGCUGAUAAAUGAGGACAAACUUGGAUUUUCCAUGGACAGAGAUGCUGGAUUUUUUCCAAGAGACAGCCAGACUGUCCAGUUGCUUGUGAAGGAGCUUGUGCUCCUAAAAGACCCGGACCCUUUCCUCCGUCUUCAGUAUCAGAACACUAAAAAUGAACAAGCAGCCUCUUAACACCAUGAGACACGAGGAUUCCUGUUUUCGGUGGAGUUUAAUCGGAGGGAACGCCCUUUUUCUUUUCUCUUCUUGUCCUGUGUUUCACCUCCCUAUGGAUGGCCAUACUUAAUUCUGCAAGACGUGCAGUAGACGUGGGGUGCAACACACACCUUUUGUAUAUACCUUCAUUUUAAGAUUGUUUUAAACAAGUUCAAAAGGCUGGCUGACGAGCUGCAAAGCUUCUUUUCUGUUUCUCCCCUUACUUCUCCUCUUGUUAGCACUGGAGACUUUCCUUAACUGCCAGUUUGUUUGAUCUGCAAUAUUGGCCUGUGACUUUAUUUAUAAUUUUAAAAAAUUGCAGAAUUUAUUAGAAUCUAAAACAUUUAAAUGACCCGUGUGCGCGCGAAAUGUUUUCGGAGGCAGAGUUCAUCACUGAUAAUCUUUUUAGCCCCUCCAAAUGUAAUGGCUAGUGCAAUCCCUCAAAGCUGCACUUAUACUAACGAUGGUUUCAAACUGUUGCCCUCAUUCUCCUGCUACCAGUGUUGACAAGUGCUUGGUCUAGGCAGAUGACUUUGUGUGAAGCCUGUGCAUUUGAGUAAUGAAAUCUUUUGUUGUCACCAGCCUUAACUUGUGAAAGUGACGAGACGCACUUGAAGAUCUCCAGUUACAGUGAGUCUCGUUGGAAAGAGAAAAUAUUAUUCUAUCAUGUAGUCGUACUACUCGCUGCAGUGCAGCUGAAUUGGCAGAGAAUUCGUUUUCUGGAGGAGGUGUUAGCUGUUACGUUGAUCUGUGCUCUGUAAGCACAGCUGCAGUACUUAACAAAUGUCGGGUAGGAUGCUGUGGUUUUAUCCCCCCUUUAUUAUUUGUUUUUAUUUUAUUUUCGGGAACAAUGUCUGCCCAAUGCAUCAAAAUGAACUAUCGGGCCCUAAGAUGUAGCAGGAAUUCGUUCUCUGUGCAUUGCAGGUUUAGCUGGCGUUCGCUAAAAAAAGACCAGCUAACAAAAGAUGCUUUUCUAGAAACCGACCUGAGCAGGUUGAGCUGCACUUAAACGCACAGAAAUGGGUUCAGGCAAUAACACUGACGUCACUGCUUUUUGUACACAUGAUGCCCAAAGCAGAGAGAAGUGUAUGUUGGUGCAGAAGAUGUAAAAAGAAAUGGAGGGGUAACGGGCACGAAGGAUUACAAAUGCCCUAUUCGUCAGACUGCUUGUUUAAAGAGGAGAAAAAAAACAUGGGCGCCUCAAUUUAUGGCUUAUUUUCCUGCCCUCUUUUUUGCUUUGAUGUUUUGGGUUCACGUUUUUUUGCAUUUUCAUGCAACAGAACAACCUCAGUUUGCGUUAAAAUCUUCCGACCGUUCGUUCGUCGGAAGCUUUUCUUGCAAAGUGAGAUUCCCCUUAAUGAUGGUGAGAUGCUCUCUCGACCGGUCCAAUCAAUGAGAAGUGUUAUUGCACGUUCAAUUCAAGCUCUUUUUUAAAAAGGAUAACAAGUGUGAUAAUGUUGAUUAGUUUAAGAUUUACCCUUUUAUUUCUCAUUGGUUAGGACUGUGAUCCUUGUUCGCUCAAUUCUCUUCUUGUCCCCAAGAUACUUGAACAUCUAAUUUGGCUGUUUAGAAUUUUUUUUUUUUUUUGGUGGGUGGGUGUGGGGGGGUCUGUUUCUUUAAAAAAACAAAAAUCCAAAUUAAUGAAGGCAUUAGUUGAGUGAACAGGGAUCUAAUUUUGCAGGCACUUGGCAGCUGUCUGUUUGUUGUCAACCCACUGGUAGUAAACGCCCCAGCGGCUGCUUUCGAAGCAGCAGAGCAACAAUCCCUCGCCACCUUUUGACGAGACGCCGCUUUACUGCCGCGGGCUGACAUCGCUGCCUUAAAGACUGAGACAGGAGCAUCUUGCCCUGGAUCGGGUGACUAAUUGGAAAGUUUGUGUAACCAAAAAUUGUCUCAUUCUUUAAGGUAAUAUUUCUUUUUUUUUAAAUUGCGGGGUGGUUAAAUUCGUGCACUCGCUGCCCUGAUGCAGCCGUCGGUCCUCCCUCUGCACAUUCUACGGAAAACGCAGCUCGCUGCGUACAAAUUGAAAACUCUAAUCUGUGGAGGAGGAUCUGAGAGGAGUCCCUCUGGGGGGGGGCUUCUCUCAAAACGGAUUGCAUCAGUAAAAAACAUGGGGAGGGAGGAGCCUCUGGUGCUUCACAAAAAAACAACUCAAUGGAACGAUCCAAAGUUAAGACAAUGGGUAUAAAAAUGUUUUGAAGAAAAAAAAAAAGUUGCCCUUAGAUUUGGAUUCUUUUUGUUUGUUUUUCCAAGGAAAUGUUCAAGUGGAGUUCACCUUAUUUCAAAAAAAGUAUCCAAAUUUAAGUGAAGAGUUUAAAGCCUGAGUUCAUUUUUUUAUUUUUAUUAUUUGUUGGAAAUUUGGUCAUUUACGUAAUUGGCAGAUUUAUUUUUUCAGUGGAGCUAAUUUUAUGGUGGACUUCAGUUCAGAGGAUGUCGUGAAAAUCAUCGGGCACGUUUAGUUGAAAAAUAAAAGCUCACUGAAAUUUA